UCAUGUUGCCCUUAAAGAAAGGGCAGAAAUUCGCUGUGCAAGGACUAGAUGGAGUUGUUGUUGAGUUUAUUAUCGAAACAGGUAAUACUCUCAAGCCACCGCAUGUGGAACCUGGAUAUGAGUAUAUUGUGUACACUCAUCCAUUUCAACGAAAUAUAUUAAAUGAAAUUUAAUCUAACAACCACUGAACUAAGCCAAACGCCUCAUAUUCAUUAUGUGUCAUUUCAGAAUCUCACUUUACCCAACCGGCUUCCCAGAAAUCAUGACUUGCUAUAUUGUAAUGUUCGAAUCUACCAUCGUCGAGUUCUACGAAGCAUCACAAGGAAAGAAUUCCCGGCAAAUAAUCAAAUAAGAUCUCUAUCUGAUAGCAGAGAAAUUUUUGCAAAUAACUCACAGACUUGGUACAGUAGUAGCCAGUGUGAGCAAUUGAAAUCUAUACUGCUGUCAAUAACAACACCAGCGAAUAUUCGCAAAAUCAUUGCUUUUGGUCUAGGGACCAUUGCAGCACGCUGGCCGCCGUGUAGCUCAACAGGAUCGUCAUAUCAGCAUGCUUUAAUCUUAACAUUACAGGACAUUUUCCACAAAAAACAACAAAAACAACAAGGUGCACAUUUAUCUACCAUAAUAUCAUGCUACUCACAGGACCCAGCAUAUACAUAUACUGAUAAGAUACUGCUAUCUGAGUCUGGAAUUACGGUUCUGGAUGACCCGGACGGCUUUCUGGAGAUUGAUGACUCGACAUUAGUUGUUUCAUGCGCGCCUAAUGCGCCAGUUAAAGAAAUAGUGUCAGAUAUAGCCUGCCCAGCUAUUAUGAUAUGGAACAGAGUCAAAGAUGAAGACCACAUAAUUAGCCGAACUGUGGAUCUCAUAUAUCUCUUCAGGGCCGAUCCGGACUCCCCACGACUAAGAAAAAUGAUUAUGAACAUGUAUGAUAUUAUUGAAUUUCCAAAAGACAUGACAAAUUUCAAAGAUAUCGUGAUCUAUACUCGGAAGAUGGAUGUCCAGUCUCUUGAUACAAGUUUCUAUGGAAUACAUGAAGCAUUUAGUCGAAAUACUGCCGUUCCAGCACGCAGACAGUCUCAAGGCGCCGUGUAUCACUGGCAUGAGUCUUGCUGCCGACAUCCCGACAUUUCAGUAGUGGAUGGUGUACCAUAUUGCAGUUAUUGUUCUGCUGUGCCUUCAUUAGACGAUAAUGGGGAAAUUCCAGCCUUUCAUUUCCGGAUGAUCUCUUCAAAUAGUCGCGCUAAAAAGAAUCUUGCUUGGCCAUCUAUUGUCGAUUACAGCCAUGCCGAUUACCUACUUGAUGACCACGGGUACUACUCAAAAAUCAGCGAAGAGGCGUUAGAUAAACCGAGAACAAAAACUUUACACAACACGCCAAUGGGAAAUUUGAUAUUGCCUGACAUACAGCCUCUGAAUGACAUCCGUCUAUUGCGACUAAAACGUGACUCAUCUCAAAGCCCUAUCCAUGUCGAGUUUAUUGGAGCAUGUCUCGAAGUUAAUUUUCUUCCGAGCUAUGACACAGUAUCAUAUACGUUAAAUAAUGACCCUCAAGAUUCGACUAUUGAUCCGAGUUGGGCCCUAUUGGGAUGUUAUGUAUGUCGCACAAAAUUGCCAAAGGGCUCUUAUGCUGCUAGGAAUGCGAAGACAGAUCAGUUACUUUGGGUCUAUUCAUUAUGCAUUGAACAAAAUGAUGCUAAAGAAAAAACCCAGCAAACUAUACUUGCCAACAAGAUAUACUCUGAAGCAUCUAAGGUGAUCGCUUACGAUCAUUUGUGGUCAACAGUCAAUCUCAUGGUCAAUGGCAUUAUCCACACAUAUCUUUCAAAAUCUUAUGGCCCUCCAUGGUUAUUAAAAGAUGAGCCAUGGUAUGGGCUUACCAGUCAAGGUCUUUCGUCUUUCACUUAA
This is a messenger RNA of Talaromyces proteolyticus, 1908 nucleotides long. RefSeq lists its product as uncharacterized. NCBI's taxonomy places the organism in Eukaryota, Fungi, Ascomycota, Eurotiomycetes, Eurotiales, Trichocomaceae. The record is from RefSeq and is a predicted model, not a curated record. Bases 163 to 1908 code for a protein of 581 amino acids. The transcript is spliced from 4 exons.